AUGUCCGGACUCGCAACUUCGCCGCCAGGGUCAUUCCCAUCGUCGCCUUCCUUCGGCGCUUCUCGAUCCUCGUCGACAUCCUCAAGACGACCAACGCUCUCUCUCGACCUCUCCAACCUCCCUCCUCUGUCUCAACCAACACCGGCAUCCAACACCCUCCUCAUCACAGACCUCAAUGACCUCGUUCUCUUCCAACCAUCGUCGCUUGCUGCUAUCCGCGCUCAGAUUGAAUCCAUGGCCCUUCUGAACUCGUUCUCCCCACUGCCGUCCCUACGGCGCAUCGUCUGUUCAUUCCUCUCCGAGGAAGACGCCGCCAACGUCCGCAAACUCCUUAACGGCGCACCUCUUCUGGGCCGCAACAUCCGCGCAAAGAUCUACUUCGGUGAACCCACCCCAAUCCUGGACGAACAGGAAGCCCUACGACCCAAGCUUCUCGAGGCCCCACAGUUGGAUAAGCUCUUCUUCAUCUCCCCGCCUCCCAGCCCUCCACACGGAUGGGUCAUGCGCAACGAAGAGCCACCAAACAAGGAAGUCCACGCCAGUGACCUGGCCCAUGCUCUGUCGAAACUCAACACCGAGCAGUCAAGUGGCUUUGUCGCGGACGUGGAACCCGGCACUCCCAUGUCCAUCUCCUCCGAUAAGAGAACCGGCAGCUGGCCCGUGGCUAUGUCGCAGCAACGCAGCAGAAGCAGUACUCUGAUCUACCAUCCCGAUGAGCACGGUGGCAGUCCCAAUCUCCCUGCCGUCAUGGUGGAGGAUACGAGUGCAACGCUAGAUGAUCUGGAUGUCGAGAUGAGUCCGAUCGAGAUGUCAGUGAAGAAGAUGCCUCCCAAGACAUCUCGGCCGCCAGUCGAGUUGAUGGAGUAA
This is a messenger RNA of Aspergillus tanneri, 867 nucleotides long. It is a transcript of the gene cbpA, whose product is annotated as putative calcineurin binding protein. NCBI's taxonomy places the organism in Eukaryota, Fungi, Ascomycota, Eurotiomycetes, Eurotiales, Aspergillaceae. Gene Ontology annotation, cellular component: nucleus; cytoplasm. The record is from RefSeq and is a predicted model, not a curated record. The transcript has a single exon. The coding region runs from base 1 to 867 and encodes 288 amino acids. Gene Ontology annotation, molecular function: calcium-dependent protein serine/threonine phosphatase regulator activity; nucleic acid binding. Gene Ontology annotation, biological process: calcium-mediated signaling.